CUAAAAUUUGUUUAUUUAAUUUUUUUAUUGAAUGAAUAAUAUUAUCAUUCUCUAAAUAUUUAUUAGUUUUUAAAUUUUACUUCAAAAAUAUUCAUCCACAAUAUAAUUGUGUAAAAAUUAUCCAUUGUCACGGCAUUAAUUGCGAUACAGUUGAUAUAGUUCGUUUAAGAUUAGAAAUAAAGAUGGUGGGGUGGUGGCAAACUUUAUCGGAAAAUUAUCAUGACUUAAUGGAUAAAAAGGGAGAUCCACGAGUCAACGAUUGGUUCAUGAUGAGUGGACCACUUCCUACACUUGUGAUUUGUAUUUCUUACGCUUAUUUUGUUAAGGUUAUUGGUCCGAAGUUUAUGGAAAAUCGAAAACCAUUUUCUCUAAGACGAAUUAUGAUAGUUUAUAAUUUAUUUCAAGUAAUAUUUUCAGCUUGGCUCUUCUACGAGGGACUAGCAAGUGGUUGGUGGAACGAUUAUUCAUUCAGAUGUCAGCCGGUUGAUUAUUCCCGAAAUCCAAAAGCUCUGAGAAUGGCAAGAGGCUGUUGGUGGUAUUACAUGUCUAAAUUUACAGAAUUUGCAGACACUAUUUUCUUCGUACUUCGAAAAAAAAACAACCAAAUUUCUACCCUGCAUGUUAUACACCAUGGAAUAAUGCCCAUGUCCACGUGGUUCGGUGUUAAGUUUACUCCAGGUGGUCAUUCAACAUUCUUUGGACUGCUCAACACAUUCGUGCACAUAGUUAUGUACGGAUACUAUUUACUUGCUGCCCUUGGGCCUCGAAUACAGCCAUACUUAUGGUGGAAAAAAUAUUUGACAGCUCUUCAAAUGAUACAGUUUGUUCUUGUAAUGGUACACGCAUUCCAGCUUCUAUUUACUAAGUGCGAUUAUCCCAAGGCUUUUGUUUGGUGGAUCGGACUGCAUUCGAUUCUCUUUUUUUACCUUUUUAAAACCUUUUAUGUCCAAGCGUAUACUAAGAAAAUUUUAAAAGACAUGCCUGCAUCAAUUAAAGAGGAAAAGACUGCACUAAUGUACAAUAACAAUGCCCAUAAUUUGUUGACAUCAAAAAAAGAAAACGGUAUUAUUUAUUCUAACGAGUACAAAUUAACUAAUGACUUGACUAUUGACAAUAGCUUGAGAAAUCGUGUUUUUAUUAACAGUCAUUAAUGAAUCAAUUAAAAUUACAAAACGUUUAUCAGUGUGACUUGAUACAUUUGCAGUUCUAUUGUAUAAAUUUUCUUUAUUUUCUGGGACAUUUCUCAACAAUAGAUAUACAUUAUUUUUUUUUUUUCUUUUUUUAACUAGUUUCAGUUUCAUUUGUUCUCUGUAUCAUAAGUGCAAAGUGCAUACAAGUCACAUAUUUUAUAAUUAGGAUAUUCUUAAUUACGGACCCAAAGAAGUUAUUUAUGAUAUUACGGAAUAAAAAUAUCCAUACUGUUUUCCUUUCUUGUAAGUUUUUAAGUGGAGGCGAUAGAAUAUGACAUUAUUUUAAUUGAGUCGGAUCAUCAAUUAAUAACUUAAGCCUUCAUAGCAACCCUGAUUAAGAAAAAUGAUUUAAUCCAUGCUGUGUAUAUUAGGGUAGGCCAAAAAAAAUAAAUAAUUUUUUUUUCUUUAGUUUCCGUGAAAAUAUCAUUCAAGAUGAUGAAAAAAAAAUUCUGAUAAAGCUUGAGCCUUUAAUAUUAAUAUUAAAAUGUGUCGAUUCGUGAUUUUUUAUUUCCCAUUUGAAUAAUAUGUAAAAAAAAAAAAUUCUCAAGUUUGUAGUUUUAUACCUCGGUAAAGGUCCAUUGUACAAAUAAACUCAGGAUGUAAUUUCGUAGGAAAUUAAACUCUCUACAAAACAGGUGGCUUAUCAUUUUUUGAUAAAUCCACCUGCUCAAAAGUUAUUAAAACUCGAAGUAAAGUUGGAGAUCUUUUUACUUUUCCGGCGAAACUAUCAGACUUUUCACAAAAUGUUGUAAAAUCUUUUUUGUUGACAAUUUUAUUUCCUACAAAUUAUUAUUCGUAAAGUUUUUUUUAAAUUUCGCAUUGUUUUCUAGUUAUUUUCAUUUCAAUGUCGAGCUCUUGAAAUCGAUCAGAACAUUACUUUUUUAGGAGCUAAACAUUGAAAUGAAAAUAAUUAGAAAACAAUGCGGAGUUUAAAAAAACUUCACUGAUAAUAAUUUGUAAGGAAUAAAAUUGUCUAAAAAAAAGAUCUUAUGACAUUUUGUGAUAAGUCUAAUAGUUUCGCUAGAAAAAUAAAAAGAUCUUGAAAUUUACUGUAAAUUUGAGUUCAAGCUCCAAUAACUUUUGAACAGAUUUAUCAAAAAAUGAUAAGAGACUUUUUGUAUAGAGCUUUUAAUUUCUUACGAAAAUGUAUCCUGAGCUCAUUUGUACAUGGAACCAUUGCCGAGGUAUAAAAUUGCAAACUUAAUCAUUUUUUUUUUCCCAUGUUAUUCAAAUGGAAAAUCAAAAAUCACGAACCGGCACCUCUCAAUAUUAAUAUUAAGGGCUCAAACUUUAUCAGAUUUUUUUUUCCAUCAUCCUGAACGAUAUUUUCACAGUAACUGAAGAAAAAAAAAAUUAGUUCUUUUUUUUAGCCCACCCUAAUGUAUAUCUAUGUAUUAGUCGAUUCAAAUUUUCUUAAAUCAUUUCAAAUAAUUUUUCAUGAUCAGGGAACUGACGACUGAAAGAGAAUACUGACAUUUACUAAAAAAAUCUAAGUUAUAUUUUACAUGUAAGAUGUUAUUGAAAUAUAUAUACUUAGUUUAAAAUUUUUUAUUUUCAUAAAAAUAAAUAGUUUUAAUAUUGUAAUUAAUAAUUUAUCUGUUGAAUAAUAAAUAAUACAACGACAAAUUUUGUAUAAUUAAAAAAUAAGUUUGUGUUAUAACAAUUUGAAAAAAGGCCAUUGGUACACGGAAAAUGAAUUGUAGUAAUGGCAACAACAACUGGAGUUCCAUUUACCACAGGCUGUAGUAUGACAUGAGACAACUCCAAAUUGUGGUUACAUUUACUACAAUAUUGUAGUUAAACGUCAACUAUCGAAAAAAAUAAGAUAUGCCACAGCAUGCGGUAUUUGUAACUCCAAUUGUAGUUCA
Messenger RNA from Microplitis demolitor, 3058 nucleotides. RefSeq names its product elongation of very long chain fatty acids protein AAEL008004. Bases 183 to 1151 code for a protein of 322 amino acids. The transcript is spliced from 4 exons. Gene Ontology annotation, biological process: fatty acid elongation, polyunsaturated fatty acid; fatty acid elongation, saturated fatty acid; sphingolipid biosynthetic process. Gene Ontology annotation, cellular component: endoplasmic reticulum membrane. The record is from RefSeq and is a predicted model, not a curated record. NCBI's taxonomy places the organism in Eukaryota, Metazoa, Arthropoda, Insecta, Hymenoptera, Braconidae. Gene Ontology annotation, molecular function: fatty acid elongase activity.